This is a messenger RNA of Manacus vitellinus (golden-collared manakin), 2371 nucleotides long. RefSeq names its product katanin catalytic subunit A1 like 2 (gene KATNAL2). The record is from RefSeq and is a predicted model, not a curated record. Lineage: Eukaryota; Metazoa; Chordata; Aves; Passeriformes; Pipridae. The transcript is spliced from 16 exons. Bases 30 to 1604 code for a protein of 524 amino acids. Gene Ontology annotation, molecular function: ATP binding; ATP hydrolysis activity; protein binding.
UGGACACCCCUCGGCUGUGUCAGGAGGAGAUGCGAACAGAAGCUCGUCGGAAAAAUCUCCUCAUUCUAAUUUUGCAUUAUUUAAUGGAGGAAGGAUAUGUCGAUGCUGCAAAUGCUUUGGAACAAGAGACGAAAUUAAGUUUACGUGGCUUUGAAGUUUGUGACAACGUUGAUCUUGAGACAAUUUUGAUGGAAUAUGAAAGCUAUUACUUUGUAAAAUUUCAAAAGUAUCCUAAAAUUACCAAAAAGGUCCUGGACACCGCAGAAAAUAAACAACAGCUGCGAACUGGGGGAAGAGUAAGAAGGGCAGCAAGCUCUUCUCAAAAUAUACCAAGGUUCAAGCAACAGACAGCACAACAACCAGUGUCAAAAACUUCUGGGAGCACAACAGAACCUAAAUCAUCUGCCAAGGAGAGCCCCAGACAGAAUAGUGACAGUGCAGUUACUCCAGACCAAUCUGGCUUUGGCUUAAGCAUCUCAGCAAUCAGUAAACCUGGAGGAGACAGCCCUCACCCAAGAAAGGUUGGUGGAAACCUGGGCCAAGUAAUUGACUUCCACGGGAUGAUCCAGGAUGCUGUCAGAAUGUCACCAAACGAAAUUGCCUUGAACAGCCUUAAUUAUGAUCCAGAUCCCUCAGAACGAUUAUUGAAACCCCUUAGUGCUUUUAUUGGCAUGAGCGGUGAGAUGAGGGAACUUGCAAUGGUUGUAAGCAAAGACAUUUAUCUCCAUAAGCCCAACGUGAAGUGGGAUGAUAUUAUAGGACUGGAUGCAGCUAAAAGGCUGGUCAAGGAAGCAGUUGUUUAUCCCAUAAAGUACCCAGAGCUAUUUACUGGCAUUCUGUCCCCUUGGAAAGGAUUAUUGCUCUAUGGACCACCAGGUACUGGAAAAACUUUGCUUGCUAAGGCUGUUGCCACAGAAUGCAAUACAACCUUUUUUAACAUAUCAGCAUCCACCAUUGUCAGCAAAUGGAGAGGUGAUUCAGAAAAACUUGUCCGGGUGUUGUUUGAGCUCGCCCGGUACCACGCUCCUUCCACAAUUUUCUUGGAUGAGCUGGAGUCAGUGAUGAGUCAAAGAGGCACUGCUCCUGGUGGUGAACAUGAAGGAAGUCGGCGGAUGAAAACAGAAUUACUGGUGCAGAUGGAUGGCUUGGCCCGAUCUGAUGAUCUUGUAUUUGUUUUAGCAGCUUCCAAUCUGCCAUGGGAGUUGGACUCUGCCAUGCUGCGGAGGCUGGAGAAGAGGAUUCUGGUGGACCUGCCCAGUAAAGAGGCACGGCAGGUGAUGAUCCAGCACUGGCUGCCCCCUCUGAGCAACAGUGGGGGUGUGAAGCUGAGAACGGAUCUGGAUUACAGCUUGCUGAGCCAGGAAACAGAUGGAUACUCCGGCUCAGACAUAAAACUCGUGUGCAAGGAAGCCGCCAUGAGACCAGUGAGGAAAAUAUUUGAUGCUCUUGAAAAUCAUCAGCCAGGUAACAGUAAGCUGCCCGUGAUCCAACUGGACACGAUCACAACAGCUGAUUUCCUGGAUGUGAUCACCCACACCAAGCCAUCAGCAAAGAAUCUAAGCCGGAAGUACAUGGCUUGGCAGAGGGAAUUUGAGUCAGUUUGACAGAAAACACACCCAAAACUUCCAAGACUUCCAAAGUGGCAUGUCCUUGUUCCAAAGGAUCAAAUGGUGAUGGGGAAGGAAAUGCUGUUGUCUCAGGAAAGAGAAAGCAGUGACAAGUGUCAGAGGGAAAUCUUUACUUCCAGAAUUUAAGGGUGGGUGAAAGAGUGGUGGUUAUUCUUUAUUAACCAUUUUAAUGACCAUUCAAAAAACAUUCUUCAUGGAAUUAAUGUGAUGGCAGUUCCUAUGCAACAAAGCCUCCAGCCUUAAUUUUAUGCAUGAAGACUUAAAAGAUUGAUUGCUUCUCAGUCUUUAUUCAUGACAACUGCGUACAGGUUGGAGGUAGAACUGAAGCAGAAAGCUUAAGAACAGUUAGACAAUUAGUGUAAUUCUCCAUUCCCAAGACUCACUAGAGCAUCACAGUCAGUGUAGCUGUACCAGCAGAGACUUGCACCCUUCUUAAUGAAACAUGAAACAAGGGUUUUCAGUGAAACUCAGGACCUUAGCAAGGCUUUGUAGAUGAGGUUAGUUUGUCAUCGUUUUCAGCUGAUGUGUCAAGUGUGUUACUUUCCUGUUGGUUUGGAGCAUUUCCAAGGUGGAAAAGGCAAGGAAUUAAGAGGGAUACUGUAGAAAAUCAGCAGGUUUAGGCUAAUUAACUAGAAACUGUACUGGUGGUUACCCAGUGGUUCACAGCCAGCCAUAAAACAGGAUCACAGAAUCCGAAAUGGCUCAGGUUGGAAGGGACCACAGUGGGUCACCUGGUCCCACCU